This is a messenger RNA of Synchiropus splendidus (mandarinfish), 1811 nucleotides long. RefSeq names its product ras-related protein Rab-8A. Gene Ontology annotation, molecular function: GTPase activity; GTP binding. Gene Ontology annotation, biological process: neurotransmitter receptor transport to postsynaptic membrane; protein secretion; cellular response to insulin stimulus. Lineage: Eukaryota; Metazoa; Chordata; Actinopteri; Syngnathiformes; Callionymidae. The record is from RefSeq and is a predicted model, not a curated record. Gene Ontology annotation, cellular component: plasma membrane; trans-Golgi network transport vesicle; dendritic spine. The transcript is spliced from 8 exons. The coding region runs from base 173 to 793 and encodes 206 amino acids.
UCCGGAGCUGACGAGGCCAGAGGAGACUGACAGCUGCUCCGACCAAAAGGAACCCGAGUUGUGCUGACGUCACUGUUUCCACAGCAGAUCUGACCAAAGAAACACGAGCGGGCGGUGACGUCAUCGUCUCUACACCGGGCGGGAUUUCCGCACAAGACUGCUAGCUAAUAACAUGGCGAAGACUUACGACUACUUGUUUAAACUACUUUUAAUCGGCGACUCGGGCGUCGGAAAGACAUGUGUCUUAUUCAGGUUCUCAGAGGACGCAUUCAAUUCCACGUUUAUCUCUACCAUAGGUAUUGACUUCAAGAUUAGAACAAUAGAGUUAGAUGGGAAGAAGAUCAAGCUACAAAUAUGGGAUACAGCAGGACAGGAGCGGUUCAGGACCAUCACAACGGCCUAUUACAGAGGAGCCAUGGGCAUCAUGUUGGUGUAUGACAUCACCAAUGAAAAGUCUUUUGACAACAUCAAGAACUGGAUACGAAAUAUAGAAGAGCAUGCAUCGUCGGACGUGGAGAGGAUGGUUCUUGGAAACAAAUGUGAUGUGAAUGAUAAAAGGCAGGUUUCGAAAGAAAGAGGCGAAAAGCUGGCGCUGGAGUACGGCAUCAAGUUCAUGGAGACGAGUGCAAAAGCAAACAUCAAUGUGGAGAAUGCCUUCCUAACUCUUGCGAGAGACAUCAAAGCGAAAAUGGACAAGAAACUGGAGGGCAACAACCCACAGGGCAGCAGUCAAGGAGUGAAGAUUACAGAACAACCCAAGAAAAGCAGUUUCUUUCGCUGCACGCUCCUGUGAGGAGACAAGUGCGUCUGCAUCCACCAUCGCCUUAACCGUGUCCCCCACUGGACAGAACUGGACGGAGCACACUCUGAUCGUCUUUAUCCUUCCUGGUCUUCCUGCUUCACCACUCCUCUGCUCAACUCUCAUAGGACCGACCCCUCCCACUCCUAAAUCUGUCGACUGCCGACACCUAUCCAGCAACGACAACAUACCAAGUCAGAAGUCUUUAGACAACGGCGUAUUCAGUUUCUAUGACUGCCUUUUUGUGAGUCCCCGAAGAACGAACAAAACCUGACAACUAUUUUAGCUUUCUUCUGCUCGAUGGAAUCCUCCAUUCUUUUCUUGGUGUGAAGCAACGUUAGUGUGUGUCCAGGGUGCAGAGUCCGGACCUGGCUAGGCGCUGGUUUGUGUAUUACAUGUGUGGGUGGCCUAGAUUAUUAUGUACCCGUAUUAUCUUAACACAACGUGUAAAUAUAUUUGAAGUGGCUACUUUAAGCCCUCAUUACUCGUCAUAUCAACACUGAGGUUUAUAUCACAGCUUAUCCUCCUGCUUCCACAUUCCACUCUUGUAAACCCUCUAAUGUGCAAUUCCAUGAAAAUGGAGACCAGAUAUUUGAAGUAUUCCUGUGGUGGAAAUGAGGGUUGGGGCCUACGAUUAAGUGGGCGAGAUAUCAAGGGCACAGGUUCUUGUUUUUACAUGCUAUAACUGUCACAAACGGGAGGACAUGAAGGCACUGCAAGUGGUGAACUAGAAAUACCCAACCUGAACACCUGGUGGCGAUAGCGUAGUGGCACAGAAGAGCUUCCUGAUCGGUUGUGUUGUGUUGUUGUUUUUCUAUAUCCAGUCGACUGUUCCACUGGGGGAGUAAGUACACAUCUGUUUUUUCUGGGCCUUGGACAGGAGCUGUGCUGUAGCAGUAUUUAUAACAAGACAUAGCACCAAAAUGACAAAGUGCCCUUUUAUGUUCUUAUUGAUUAUGCACUUUUCCUGUUGUUUUUUUUCUGUACAAAGAAAAAAAAAGCUUCAUUUUGA